GCCGCAGAGCCCGCCGGGAGCUCUCGGAGCAAUGGCGACGCCCAGUCUUCGGGGCCGCCUGGCCCGGCUCGGGAACCCGCGGAGGCCUAUACUGAAGCCCAGCAAACCCCUCAUCCUAGCUAACCGCAUCGGGGAGCGGCGCCGGGAGAAGGGCGAGGCGACCUGUAUCACGGAGAUGUCGGUGAUGAUGGCUUGCUGGAAGCAGAAUGAAUUCCGCGAUGGAGCGUGCAGAAAAGAGAUCCAGGAUUUCUUCGAUUGUGCUUCGAGGGCUCAGGAAGCCAGAAAGAUGAGAUCACUCCAGGAAGCUUCGGGAGAGUCUGGGAGUUUGCCCCCCAAGAAACUGAAUAAGUUGUUACAGAGGUUUCCUAACAAACAUCACAUCAGUUGAAAAUAGAGAAGCAUUUCCAGUGACUGGAAUAUAGCUUCUGAGGACUGCAUGAAGAUGUUUUAGAGACUUUGAUGCCACUGUGCCCUUUGAAAGGCAUAUGCUCUCUUUGAAGGAUGCAUAAGGCAAAAUACUUUAUUCUUUGGCAUAUGCAUGGUCUGGAUGGAAGUUUUGCUUCAUCUUGAAAUAAAAUCCUUCGAAGAGAACUCGA
Molecule: messenger RNA, 596 nt
Organism: Lepus europaeus (European hare)
Lineage: Eukaryota; Metazoa; Chordata; Mammalia; Lagomorpha; Leporidae
Gene: CHCHD1
Product: coiled-coil-helix-coiled-coil-helix domain containing 1
Exons: 3
Coding region: 32-388 (118 amino acids)
Biological process (GO): mitochondrial translation
Cellular component (GO): mitochondrion; mitochondrial ribosome; nucleoplasm
Molecular function (GO): RNA binding
Source: RefSeq, a predicted model, not a curated record